Messenger RNA from Pectinophora gossypiella (pink bollworm), 7225 nucleotides. RefSeq names its product fatty acid synthase-like. Lineage: Eukaryota; Metazoa; Arthropoda; Insecta; Lepidoptera; Gelechiidae. The coding region runs from base 131 to 7099 and encodes 2322 amino acids. Gene Ontology annotation, molecular function: fatty acid synthase activity; oxidoreductase activity. Gene Ontology annotation, biological process: fatty acid biosynthetic process. The transcript is spliced from 40 exons. The record is from RefSeq and is a predicted model, not a curated record.
GACGGGUGUAGGGUUUGGUCGAUCGGGAUAUUCGUUAAGUAGAUACCUAACUUGAAAAGUGAUUUUUUAUUGACUUCAUAGUGAAGUGUUGGUUAUCGUGUUUUUGUUACCGGCUAGAUAAACAUCGAGCAUGGCGCCGACACCGCAGGAGCCCUGUGCGCAGGAGUUUUCUGGUGCUGGCGGGCUGGACGGCGAGCGAGUGGUCAUAUCCGGCAUGUCGGGGCUCUUCCCACAGUCAAAACACGUUCAGGACCUGGAAAAGAUCUUGUACAACAAGAUAAACCCGGUCACCGACUCGCACAAGCGCUGGCGUUUCAGCCAUCCGGAGGUCCGUGACCACACCGGCGUGGUCCCCAGCUUGGACCUGUUUGAUGGUCAAUUCUUUAUGGUGCACUACCGUCUUGGAAACUCCAUGGAUCCUAUGGGCAGGAAGCUGCUUGAGCAAGCUUAUCAGGCUAUUUAUGAUGCUGGUGUGAAUCCAGAGCAUCUGUCUGGAAGGAAAGUUGGCGUUUACACUGGAUCCUGCUUCUCUGAAACUGAGAAAGCCUGCUUUUAUGUUGCAAGUUCCCGAACUGGUUUUGGUAUUGCGGGAUGCAGCAAAACAAUGUUCGCGAACCGGAUCUCCUACUGGCUGAACGCAAAGGGUCCGUCGAUGUCCAUCGAUGACGCAUGCUGCAGCUCCAUGGCUGCAUUGGAACAGGCUUACCUGGCGAUAUCUCGUGGGGAAUGCGAGGCAGCCGUGGUCGGAGGAGCCAACCUGUGUUUGCAUCCGCAAUCUUCUGUGCAUUGUGGCAGAAUCAUGACGCUAUGUCAGGAUGGAAAGACCAAGUCUUUUGAUCAGAACGCCGAUGGUUUAGCCAAGUCUGAGGCUGUCAACGUGUUGUUCCUACAAAAAGCUAAGGAUGCUAAAAGAAUUUACGCAGAAGUCUUGCAUGUGAGGAGUGAAUUCACAUCUAUAGUGGAAUGCGAGACGGGCCCAAAGUUUGGUUUCUAUCGGGAUCCAUUGAGCAUGGUGAAAUUCUUGAAGAACUUCUACAAGGAAGCCAAGAUUCCUCCACAGGCUGUGGAAUAUGUCGAAGCUUUUGGUUCAGCCGUGCCAGAAGCCGACAAGUCUGAGCUGGAAGCUAUCGAGGAAGUGUUCUGUAAGAACAGAGACAACCCACUCCUGGUCGGCAGUGUCAUGUCGAAUAUUGGCUACGGAGAAGCUGCCGCUGGUAUAUCUGCGAUCACCAAGGUCCUACUAGGCUACCAUAUAGGCGAGCUAGCAGGCAACUUACACUGCGAGAAUCCCCGGCGCGAUAUUCCUGCUAUCCGAGAUGGCAAGAUGCAGAUUGUGACCGACCACACUCGUUUCGGUCGCUCCUACACCGCCAUCAACGGGAUCUCCAUCACUGGUAUCAACGCUCACGUGUUGCUGCAUGGUCACUACAAACCCAAGGAUCCUAAUAGAUACAAAUCAUCGAUACCACAUUUGGUCACGAUCUCGGCUAGGCAGGAUACAGCCGUGAAGAACAUUCUAGACGAUCUGAAGUCUAGACCCAUAGACCCUGAAGAACUGGCGCUCUUCCACAACAUCCACCAGACUAGAAUCUCUGGCCAUUUAGGGAGAGGUUAUACUAUUUUGGCAACCAAUGAAGAAGGCCAGACAGUCAGUCUGGCUGAGACGUCGAACUACUUCGAUGAUGCCAAACGCCCGCUGUGGUUCGUGUACAGCGGGAUGGGCUCGCAAUGGGCUGGCAUGGGCACGGAACUCAUGCGCAUACCCGUCUUCGCUGCUGCCAUUGAAAGAUGUCAUAAGGCGCUUGAACCAAAGGGGGUGGAUAUUGUACACAUCAUUACUUCUCCAGACAAGACCAUUUUUGACAAUAUUCUCAAUUCUUUUGUCGGAAUCGCAGCUGUUCAGAUCGGUCUUACCGACGUACUGACCUCUCUGGGCAUUGUGCCUGAUAAGAUUAUUGGUCACAGCGUGGGUGAGCUAGGGUGCGCGUACGCCGAUGGCUGCUUCACGGCCGAGGAGAUGAUCCUGUCUGCGUAUAGUCGCGGUCUGGUCUCUGUGCAGACACCCUUCAUCCGGGGGUCUAUGGCUGCCGUCGGUAUUGGUUACGAAAAGGUGGUCCCACUCCUUCCGCCAGAGAUAGAGGUGGCGUGCCACAACGCCCCUGAGUCCAGCACCAUCUCAGGACCAGCAGGAAUCAUGAAAGAGUUUGUGGCACAACUCACCGCGCAGGGAAUCUUCGCCAAAGAGGUCCCCUGCUCCAACAUUGCUUACCACUCCCGUUACAUUGCUGAAGCUGGCCCUGGUCUGCUCAAGUAUCUGAGUGAAGUGAUCAAGAAUCCGAAGCCUCGUAGCGACCGCUGGGUUUCUACCUCCGUGCCUGAAGACAAGUGGGAUGAACCAACGGCUAAAUUAUCAUCGGCAUAUUACCACACCAACAACUUACUGAAUCCAGUAUUGUUUGAAGAGACGUCCCGUCUAAUCCCAUCGAACGCGGUGCUGGUGGAAAUCGCGCCACACGGGCUGCUGCAGGCUAUCCUGAAGCGCUCCCUACCAGAGUCCUGCCGGAAUAUCGCACUGACGCGUAGGGGACAUGCCGACAACACCACCCUAGUCCUCGAUGCUAUCGGCAAAUUGUACAUGGAAGGCUACAAUCCCAAGGUCCAAGCUUUGUACCCGCAAGUACAGUUCCCCGUGUCUACAGGGACACCCAUGCUGAGCCAUUUGGUUCAGUGGGCCCAUAACGAGAAAUGGAGUCUCCCCUUGUUCGUGAGUGCUCAUAGGAAAAUGGCAGCAUCUUGCAAGUUCAUAAUAUCGACUCAUGAUGAAGAAAGCAAAUACAUACAAGGAAAUGUUAUAAGAGGCAAGACGGUGUACCCGUACGCGGCAUCCCUGGUAGCAGUAUGGGACACCCUGGCGAUGUCGAUGCACAUGCCCCGUAAGGCGGUGUCCGUGGAGUUUGGUGACGUGCGCCUGUUCGCCUGUCCCGUGCUGCACGAUCGACGGCCCCUGCGCCUGAGCGUGGCUUUGCACCGCGCUAAUGGAUACUUUGAGGUAUUGGAUGAGGAUCGUAUUGUGGCCAUCGGUUAUAUCCGUGGCGAUGUUCAGGAGUCUACGAGAGCUUUUAAAAUGACCUUCGAGUCUGAAGAGGAGUUGGAUGUCACGUCUGAUGAUGUCUACCAGAUGUUCUAUGAACGGGACUACUUUUAUAGCGGCGAGUGCCGUAGCAUCCACAAGACGAACAAGUCCCUCACAGAAGCGCAGAUAGUAUGGAACGGCAAUUGGGUGACAUAUCUCGACGGUUUACUUCAGUUGAGCACUUUGAGAAACAAACAUGACACUGUGUCACAACCCAUUGCCAUUAAGAAGAUCAACAUUGACCUAAAAGAGCACGAUAAGUGUAUGAAAUUAGAAUCUGAAGGCGUCACUGUUGUGCCUGCUCACGUGUUUGAGGUACACAAUACUUACAGGUGCGGUGGGAUUUUGAUGCAAAAUAUUCAGUUUCGUAAGCUUCAGUUGAUAGGUGAAAACCCAGUUGACUUGAAGGCUUUAAAAUUUGUUCCACGGAACCAACCUACUCUUGACGUGGCCAGCACUCUUCAAGUAUAUCUACAAAUUAUAGCUGAAAACAUAAACAAAGAGAACAUAAAUGUACUUGGAAUUAUAAAUAGGGGUAACGAAGACCUCCGCGUAUUUGACGCGAUCAGAAACGGUUUGAACGACAUUCCUGGUAUAACAGUACAGUAUGAACAGAUGAGGAGAGACCAAGUUCUGGUCAAGAGAGAUCAUUUCUUGACUGAAGUGGAUCUAGUUCUGAUGCAGGACUUAUCUACAGAUGAUAGCCUAUGCCAAAUGCUGUAUCGAGUUCUCCGUCGAGACAGUUUCCUGAUCAGCAGCGAGGAUCAUACAGAAGAUCGUGUGCGCCCAUCAGCACUGUACCGCGUCGUCUCCACGCGUAGCCAUAAAGACAUCAAACUCGAAUUAGUCAAAUGGAGACCAACGCAAGCGACCGCAGCAUCUACCGUAGUCACAGUGCGCAAUAGAUCGGAACUGUCGCUCCUAACUGCGACUAGGUCGGACUUACCCCAAAGACAUAGGCUGGUCAUCUUGUCCUCAUUCCCACCAGUGUCGGGGUUGAAAGAACUCGUAAAGCAAUGGAGGAAGGAGGUCGAUCGUAACCAAAUAUAUGUGGUGAUGAUUUCGGACAGGGAUAAUCUGGAACAGCUGCCGGAAUUAGACUUAGCAUUUAAUGUGCUGGUCAAUGGUGUUUGGGGAGGAGAAUACUAUACGUCAUGGCAGGACAAAGUCACUGCAGAUAAAGCAGUCGCAUUGCGUAGUUCCCGUGUCGGUGAUUUGGAGUCUUUACACUGGGUUGAAGUUGGGGCGCCUACUGAACCCGGAAUACCAGUUACCGUUCAUUAUACGGCUAUAAACGAUUAUGACGUCAAAAAAGCAACAGGCGUCGCACAAAUCAGAUUUGAGAAGGAAACCUCAUACUGCAUGGAUUUCAGUGGUGUUACUGACAAGGGAGAUCGUGUUAUGGGUGUGAUUCCAACUGGUGCGGCUUGCAGUCGUGUCAAGGCUCGUUCGAAUCUUCUUUGGCCAGUACCGGAUCACUGGAGUCUUGAAGAAGCUGCUACUGUACCCUCAGCUUAUGCUCAGGCUUUCUAUUGUCUCGGUGUUAAGGUCCAGUUUCGUCGUGGUUACAAGAUCUUAGUUCACGGCGCUACGGGAGCAUUAGGUCAGGCCACCAUCAAUGUGGCCUUAGCUCAUGGGUGCGAAGUGUUUGCGACUGUCAGCGAUAUUCGCAAGAAACGCUUCUUGAUGAAGCUCUUCCCUCAGAUCAAAGAGGACCACAUUGGUAAUUCUCGCGACGCAUCAUUCGGAGACAUGGUCAGGAACCUUACGAAGGACAAAGGGUGCAAUAUAGUGAUUAAUUGUCUUAGGGGACAACUGAGAAAUGUAUCAAUGAACUGCCUAUCUAUGUGCGGUAUACUGGUAGACACCAUUCAGAUCCCACACCAAGAGGAUUAUAACUUUGGCUUGUUCUACCUCACUAAAGAACGGAAUUACACGCCUAUCGACUUUGCUUCCGUCCUCACGGAAAACAGUAAAGAUUUACAGAAAAUCCAGAUCCUGAUAAGCGAAGGCAUAGCCCGGGGGUACGUGAAGCCGCUGACGCGCAUGACAUAUGCGCCGGAGCACGUGUCACGUGCGUUCCGCCUGUUCGCGGCCAGCAGGCAUCGUGGUAGGGUGCUGCUGCGGCUGCAAGGGAAGAGCACCGUCGCUGAACCCAGGCUGACCUGUUCUCCGGAACUGUGUCACGUGGUGAUCUGUGAUGAGAACAUCUUCGCUCUGCAGUGGACCGAGAGGCUCAUAAGCAGGGGUGCCAGGAAAGUGCAUCUACACUGUGGUCAUCCUUCCAAGAACUUGCAAUUGAAAGUUCAGACCUGGCAAAGCCAAGGCGUUAAAGUGCAAGUAUCAUCUGAAGUCCUGAUGAAUAACAAGGGGAUAGUGAGUGUGCUCAGUGAGAGCAACCGUCUAGGCCCAGUUGAAGGUAUCUACGUCAUCGCUACUGAUGCAUCUGAGAAGUCUGUUGAUAAGAUCUCCGCUGUAGUGGCUAACCUGGAUCUAGCUGCUAGGAAAUUAUGUCCUUCAAUCAGGUUCUUUGCGGUUGUUAACGCGGGAAUAUCUGUUGGGCAGCAGACUUGUGGUGUUAGGGUCAGAGAUGGAUUACCAGCUACAGUUCUAAAUUUGCCUGCUUUGAGGAAACCACAUGACGUCAAUACCACCAAAGAGACGAUCUCAUGGCGAAGUGCGGUGAAUGCUACGGAGCGCGCAAUACGCUCGUCACAGUCGAACUUGCUGGCGCAUCCGCUGACAGUACCCCGACCUUCAUUGUUGCAGCAGAUAGCUGCUAUUUCAGAUAUAGAGAUCUCUGAAGAGACUGCAGGCAACAUUACGUUGUUGGAUCUUGGUAUUGAAGUGGCGAAGGUGCCUGCCAUCUGUUCCUUCUUACAAGACACGCACAAUGUUACCCUGAUGGAAGAAAAAAUACCGAAUCUUACGAUACAGAACAUCAGAGCGCUGGAAGAAAUCGCCACAGGUAUCAAGUUCGAGAAAGUUCGAGGCUUGAAGACUUUUUUCACGUACGUCGACCCUGAUGAGCUGUUGGCUACUACCGAGAUGGUGUUCCUGCCUACCCUCACUAACAGUUCUACGAUGAGAGAAGAUGAGUUCAACGUGAACGACACUUUUCUGUGCAUAAUACCUGGUAUGGAGGGCCACCACCACCGCUUCCAGGUGUUGUGUGAGCGGCUGAAGCUUCCGGCACUGGUCCUACAACCUGGAUUGGACCACCUGCGUGAGACUCCUCGGGAAACAGCUGAGAGAUACGCUAAGAACCUUCUGAAGAAAGCGUGUGUUCGAAGCAAUUUCUACCUUUUGGGUUACGAAAGUGGAGUUCUAGUUGCCCUGGAGCUUGCUGCUAUUUUGGAAGAUCAUGGAUUGAUCGGCACAGUAUUUUGCCUCGGAGGAACUCCUGAGGAGUUCCUGGCAAUUCUUGAUGAAGAAUUAAGCGAUAUACCCAACGACGAGGCUCUACAAGACGCGGUUAUUCACCACAUGUAUACUCUUAUGACUGGCAGCGAAGAGGGCCUGGAUAAAGCGCUGGAAAACUCCUCAACUUGGCAUGAAAAGGUUGAAUCUUGUGUGAGAAUGUUACUUGGCAGAGUUGCUCAUUCGGCUCAGUACGCCAGAAGUCUAUUACAGGCUGCAUACGCAAGACUAAAGCAAGGACAAACGUAUAAAUUACAGCCUCGCGAACUGAAAUCGAAACUUGUUCUGCUACAUGCAGCAAAUUCACACACAGACGUGUCCCCUGCGAAGUUAUUACAGAGAUAUUCCCAACACUCAGUCACUGUUCACGAACUUUGUGAACCAUUAGCACAUUGCACACGAGAUCUCCGUUGUUCAGCAAUCAUCAACAGUAGCAUAGAUCCAGAAUUAAUCAAAUCCUUCAACGAGAGGAAUAUCUGCGACACAUACCUCAUGAAUGCCGAUACUUUCAUGACGGUAGUCACAGAUGCUGAUAAUAUUGAAUGAAAUGUACUAAUAAUUUUAUACGCUCCAGUUGUUGAAAUAUGUUGUCUGUUAUUGUACUAUUAUUUUAAUCACAAGGGAUUUGGUUGUUGUGAAAAUGAAUGCUAAUAAAGAUAUAUUAUCUGAACA